UGCGUGUAUGUAUGAGUAGGUGUAUUCGUGUAAGGACCUUCAAAAUGAAAUAUAAGUAAGAAGCUAAGCGCGUGUCCAACAAACUUUCACUUGUGCAAACAGAGCCAGCAAAUUGAACAGUCAAGGCAUCCUUUAAUGUCCUUCCCGAAUGCGUGGGUGUUUUUUUUAAAGGCCUGCUGUUGUAAGCAGUUCUCUUAACUGUUGCAGUCUCAUCUGUGGCUGUUGUCCAAAUGUUGUCAAAAAUACCUUAGUGCGAAAUGUAAGCCGCGACAGGAUGAGCAGAGGAAAGAGAAGAGAUUGAUGUGAUAGCUGGAGCAGCUAAAAAACGGCUUCAUCGAAGCAUAUACAAAUAUAUAAAGGCAAUCUGUUAAGAUGGCCAUUAACGUACUCGGCUUAAAUCAUUAUGCCAUAAGCGCCAUUGUGGUCACCAGCAUGCAGCUAUUGUUCUUCCUUUUGAACGCUCUGCUUCACUUGGACAAAUUGUCGGACUUUGCCGGUGGUGUCAAUUUCAUUGUCAUCGCGCUGCUGACCUUUUUUCUGGGGCAAGUUGACCGCCCAUCGAAGGCCUAUGAAAGUCGACAGCUAAUGGUAACUGUAUUUGUGUGCCUAUGGGGCGUAAGGCUCUCUGGCUAUUUGCUAUAUCGAAUCAUUAAACUGGGCCGGGACAAGCAGUUCGAGGAUACGCGAAGUAACAUUAUACGCUAUGCAGUGUUUUGGACUUUUCAGGCUGUUUGGGUGUACAUCGUGUCGCUGCCUGUCAUAAUUAUCAACUCUCGUCACUCGCUGCCACAGGCGGUCAAGGGGAUGACGACUCUGGACUCUACCGGCACUGGUAUGUUUAUUGUCGGACUGCUGGCCGAGACCUAUGCGGACUUGCAGAAGUUUUCCUUUCGCAUGGAUCCAGCGAAUCAUGGCAAAUUUUGUAAUGAUGGGCUUUGGGGUCUGUCGCGGCAUCCGAAUUACUUUGGCGAGGUUGUCGUCUGGUGGGGUAUUUUUGUCAUAUCGCUAAAUGUGAUCAGUGGCUUUGAGUGGGUUGCAAUUGCAUCCCCCAUCUUUAUCACACUGAUCAUAUUAUUUAUGUCUGGAAUUCCGUUGCGAGAACGCAGCGCCGAUGAGAAGUAUAAAAACCAAAUGGAGUAUCGCAAGUACAAGGCGUCAACGUCACCACUGAUACCGGUGCCGCCGGCUGUCUAUGAGGAGGUGCCAGGCGCUCUUAAGUUCAUUCUGUGCUGCGAGUUUCCCAUUUAUGAUACGAUGCGACUGCACAAGGACACCAGUCCGUACUCGCUGUCCGUUGCGCACUCUCACUCGCACAUAUAGCAGUCAGUGGCUCACUCCAGCAGCGCGACUGCAGGAGUGGGUCAACAAGUGCAGACGCAUCCCCACACCCACACGCAUCCGUCGUCGAGUCAAACGCACCACCAGCAUAAGGGUCAGUGCUAUGGAGACUAUGGUGGCCUGGCGGAGCGACAUCAUAACUGUGGCGGCAGUUGUCGCAAUGUCAACGUCAAGUCGAAUCCUUAUCAGUGCGAGGCGGGCUAUGGCAAUUACGGUGAUGACGAUACGGAUGAUGGCAUUAUAUAUUGUGCGGGUCAGUCUGGCUCCAAGGCCAAGAUACACUAUUUUCAGGCAGCUCCACAUGCUGUCGAUUUGGAAACGGAUGAGCCGCACAGUAAACCUGCACUGAAGUGCAGCUACCUGGCGGAGGAGGAGCUGGCCUCCGACUAUGAUGAGGAUAUACCACCCAUCGAUCUGAGCAAGGUCAAUAGCGUGGAGAGUUUUGUUAAUCGUGUGCAGACAGAAACCGAGCAUUCCAUAAAUGCCGAGGGAAUGCCGGUGACUGUGACUACAAUAUUGUGAUUGUCACUUUAAGCUUUGUUGUUGUUGUGGUGAAAACCAAUUUAUAUAGUUUUCUUAAAAUAGCUCUAAAUGUGCUUAAGUGUGUUGGAGAUAUUUAAAUAUACCCCUUUAUCGAUGUGCUGAAGUUAUCUUACCCAGGCGAGCGCUAAAAAAUAUGUGCCAAAAAAAGUGAAAAGAAAACAACUACUUACAAAACAUGAGAACGCUGCAUUUUAUUAAUUGGAUAUUCGAUGCUCAAAUUACACUCUUUCAAAAUUAAUAAGCCUCUCUUUUUAUUAGUGAGAAAUUUAUUUAACUACUGUAUGAAAAUGUUUUCUUAUCAACUACACAAAUUCUAUGUAUGAAAAACACGCCCCACCUACAACAAAUAAAGUUAUGUAGCCAAGCUCGAGCGAUAUUUAAACAAAUACAUAUCCAAAGUUUUAUUUAUUUUAUUUUUUAUUUUCUUUCAUAGUCGAUAUGAACUCAAAAGUACAAGAAACUAGUUAUAUUUUAGAUAAAUAGUAGUCGGUCUAUAAGCUAUUUUAUUUUACACUUGCCGAAACU
This is a messenger RNA of Drosophila grimshawi, 2406 nucleotides long. RefSeq lists its product as uncharacterized. Gene Ontology annotation, biological process: lipid metabolic process. Gene Ontology annotation, cellular component: membrane. Lineage: Eukaryota; Metazoa; Arthropoda; Insecta; Diptera; Drosophilidae. The record is from RefSeq and is a predicted model, not a curated record. The transcript has 6 exons. Gene Ontology annotation, molecular function: oxidoreductase activity, acting on the CH-CH group of donors.